GCCGAGGCACGAAGAGGAGCCUCCCCUGCGGGCGGGCUGAGGCCGGUUCGGGCCCUCUGCGGCUGCGGACCGGCCGCCCCAUGCGGGCUCCGUCCCCCGCGGCCGCUGCCGCCCGCGCCGGGAUGGAGGCGCAGGGCAGCCGCCGGCAGCAGCUCCCUGUCCUGCUGCUCUGGGUUAAUGGUCUAAUGACACUUGGAUUCGCAGGUGCAUGUCAACAGACUGAGCUCUGCAAUGAAUCUCUCAUGUUAGAAAAGUUGCCUGCCUGUGGAAAGUCCUUUGAAGAGAUGAUGAAGAAAGUGGACUCAAAAAAGUGGUGCAACCUUACAGAAUUUAUCAUGUAUUAUGAAAGCUUUACCCAGUGCACAGAACGUGAAGCCAACAAUGCAAGUUGCUUUUGGCCAAACCCCCUUGCAGAAGGCUUUAUCACUGGAAUUCAUAAACAAUUCUUUUCAAACUGUACUUCAGAAAAGGUUCACUGGGAAGAUCCACCGGAUGAAAUUCUCAUAACACUGAUCUUGAUCCCAGUCAUGUUGACAUGUGCUAUGAUAACACUGGUAGUAUGGUGCAGCAAGAGAAGUGAUCUCUUGGUGUAAGUUCUUCCUCUGGGCUUUCUUUUUCUUCAUUUCUUUCUUCCCUAAACACUGAGAAAGGAGGAUAAAGAGAGGAACAUGGCAUAAAUAUUUCAGAUCUGCUGAAAUGGAACCAGUGAGAUACUGAGAUGCUCCCAUAAAUGAAGAGUUGCCUGCUGCUGCUGCUGCUGCGUCACUGCUUCUGUCUUGACCAUGAGUAUUGCUGGUGGACAACUCUACUUCCAUCAAGCCUCAUCAGCAUGGAAUUCACAGGCAGCUUCCAGAAACAGGAGAGUUCCCAGGCAAAUGGACCCCUUGUCUGCAAAAGGAAUAAAGUUACUUUCCUGUGGGCAAAGAUGGCUGUUAAAGUUUUGCAAAGCUGUAUGUCUGUAAUACUGACUUGGGGGGAAGUGAUAUCUCUUGAGGUUUUGUGCAGGAUGCUCAAGGUUUUAAUCUGUGAACCCUGUGACUUGGAGAGAUCCCUGGCACAGGAACUGAUUAGGGAUAUAACCAGGUGGCAGCUUUUUUUAGAAGCUAGUCAAAAUUAUCAUUAUCAAAACUGGGAAGUAUUUUUCUGGCAAAGAAACAACUCCUGUGUCUACAACUAUCUGCACAGAGAAAUUAUCCUGCCACAUUAUAAAAUAGUUUAUAAAAUUCCUUUAAGGAUGGCUGCUUGGAAUUGUAUGUUUUACAAACAU
This is a messenger RNA of Vidua macroura (Pin-tailed whydah), 1267 nucleotides long. RefSeq names its product receptor activity modifying protein 3 (gene RAMP3). Gene Ontology annotation, cellular component: membrane; signaling receptor complex; cell surface. Gene Ontology annotation, molecular function: coreceptor activity. Bases 81 to 593 code for a protein of 170 amino acids. Lineage: Eukaryota; Metazoa; Chordata; Aves; Passeriformes; Viduidae. Gene Ontology annotation, biological process: protein localization to plasma membrane; calcium ion transport; intracellular protein transport. The transcript has 4 exons. The record is from RefSeq and is a predicted model, not a curated record.